Molecule: messenger RNA, 393 nt
Organism: Setaria italica (foxtail millet)
Lineage: Eukaryota; Viridiplantae; Streptophyta; Magnoliopsida; Poales; Poaceae
Product: prostatic spermine-binding protein-like
Exons: 1
Coding region: 1-393 (130 amino acids)
Source: RefSeq, a predicted model, not a curated record
AUGUUAACCCCGCCAGAUUCCCCGAUUGAUCCUUUGGGGCUGGGGCCUCCCAAGCUUCCGCAGGUUUUCUCAGAUGAUGAGGAGGAAAAGGAUUCUAUCGCAGUAUCAUCUGAUGGUGAGCAUGGGUCCUCGGCCAAUGAAUUCUAUGGCAUCGAAAGUGAUGAAGACAUCAGUGAAGGUGUUGACAAUGACACCAAUGAUGGCAACAACGACAGGGAUGAUGGUGAAGAUGGUGACAGCAACGAUUGCAAUGACGGCGAAGACGGUGACAGCGCCGAGAGCGAUGACGGCGAAGAUGGUGAUAGCGACGCCAAUGGGCCACCUAGCAAGCACCGUCGUGUGGACGACUCGAGCGAGGAUGGUGGAGGUCUCGACGACGAUGACGCCACAUAA